Durusdinium trenchii is the source of this 768-nucleotide messenger RNA. NCBI's taxonomy places the organism in Eukaryota, Dinophyceae, Suessiales, Symbiodiniaceae. The record is from the annotation of a GenBank genome assembly.
AUGAAUGAGCCGCUGGAGAAGCGGAAACUAUGGACCAUCAUGCUGAACACCUUGAAAAGGCCCCGCUUGGAGGAGACCGAGACCGAGACGGAGCGCCUGGGGUGCAUCCGCAGUGCAGCCAAAGUCGUCGCUGUGCCCGGAGGUGCCCAUGAUACGGUCUUUCGGGGCCAAGCUCUGCUUUGUGUGGCCAAAGCACUAGCAGCAGAGGAGGUGGGUGAUCCUUUGUACGCCUUGGAAGAUAGCUUCCAUCAAAUCCUGAUGGCUCAUCCGCUGCCGGCCUUGGCAAGGCUAAUGCCUGCGAAGUUGCAGGCCAUGUGGUCAGCGAGACCUUUGAUUGAUGCGAUGGGUCCCAACUUCGCCGACAGUUGUCAUCGAGCUCUGCUGACCACCAGCCGCCCCGAGGUUUGGUCCUCGGCCGCCCAGCUGCGGGCCUCGGCUCGGCUGCUGAGAGCGGCCGUGAGGCCUUCAAGCCCGGGUCUGCUGACAGCACUGGCGCAGCGGGGAAAGCUGGCAUGUGCGAUGCCAGAAGAUGCACUCGAUGAAGAUCUUGCGGGAGAGGAAGCCGAGCGCCAAGCUGCAGUGGAGAUGUUGUUGGAACUCAUGGAUUGCAGCCACCUGCGCGAGAUGAUAGUGGAGCUGAUCGUGCAGGAUGAGGCUUUCAGAGAAGAGCCCAGCACUGCGAGAAGACUUGGGGAAGUCAAAGAGCUCCCCCUCCGGGCCAAGGCGAUGGGGGUCGAGCCUCCACACCUCCGGAUCCAAAGAGGCUGA